Molecule: messenger RNA, 807 nt
Organism: Trypanosoma brucei brucei TREU927
Lineage: Eukaryota; Euglenozoa; Kinetoplastea; Trypanosomatida; Trypanosomatidae
Product: otubain, putative
Exons: 1
Coding region: 1-807 (268 amino acids)
Biological process (GO): protein K48-linked deubiquitination
Cellular component (GO): nucleus
Molecular function (GO): cysteine-type deubiquitinase activity; ubiquitin binding
Source: RefSeq, a predicted model, not a curated record
AUGUCAGAGCAUGCAACGACCGAUUUAGAAGGCAGAUAUGCCCAGUUGGCCACAAUUCAGAGUGAAAUCGACGCAGCACCACUACUUUCCCCUACUGUCGAAAAACUCGGAGACGGCUGUAACUUAAUGACUGAAUUUUCUGACAACCCGCCGAUGCUCGUCAAAGUUGUUUCCCUCUGGAGGAACGAAGAAACCAAAUACAAGGGUAUACGCUAUGCACGCCGCGAUGGGAACUGUUUCUACCGUUCAGUGGUGUUUGGCAUGCAUGAGUCGCUACUGAACAAUAAGGAGCGUGCCGGUGCCCACCUUGAGCGGAUUACGGACCUCAGUAGGCAAGUUGUGGCCGAUUACGGCAACUUUGCCGAAGAUUUCUGCCAUCCCGCCGUCGAAAUGGCUAAGAAAAUAGAGUCGGGUGAGUGCUCAACGGUGGAGCAGCUGUAUGAACUGUCCACUAAUGGAGAAGCGGAGUACGCACUCUACUUCUACCGAUAUGCCGUGUCACAUCAUAUUCGUACACAUGAAGAUGACUUUCUGCCGUUUGUAGUUGGAAUGGGCCACGAAACGGUGUCGGAGUUCUGCUCAGUGGAAGUUGAUGCGGUCGCGAGCGAGGCAGAUAAUGUGCAGGUGGUGGCCUUCGCGCAAUGCUUCGACGUGCGCGUUAUUGUGGAGUAUGUGGAUGGCAGAGAAGGCGACUGCACUACACGGCAUACAUUUCAGCAAAAGGACUCACACGACGCUAACGAGUACACCACUAUCGAGGUAACGCUACUCUAUCGACCGGGUCAUUACGACCUUCUUUACAAGUAG